Molecule: messenger RNA, 1716 nt
Organism: Mytilus trossulus (common blue mussel)
Lineage: Eukaryota; Metazoa; Mollusca; Bivalvia; Mytilida; Mytilidae
Product: serine/arginine repetitive matrix protein 1-like
Exons: 5
Coding region: 1-1716 (571 amino acids)
Source: RefSeq, a predicted model, not a curated record
AUGUUUAAAAUAGCAGGACCUGUUUACCUUUUCGAAGCACCUGGGUCACCCACAUUUUUGGGUGGGAUUAUCUAUACCUCUCCGUCGGUACUACAGAAAAUUGCUCCCUCUCCAUCCGCACUACGGACACUUACUCCCUCUCCGUCAGUACUACAAAAACGUACUCCCUCUCCGUCAGCACUACGGAAACUUACUCCCUCUCCGUCAGUACUACAGAAACUUGCUCCCUCUCCGUCUGCACUACGGAAACUUACUCCAUCUCCGUCUGCACUACGGACACUUACUCCCUCUCCGUCAUUACUACAGAAACUUACUCCGUCUCCGUCCGUACUAAGGAAACUUACUCCCUCUCCGUCUGCACUACGGAAACUUACUCCCGCUCCGUCUGCACUACAGAAACUUAUUCCCUCUCCGUCUGUAAUACGGAAACUUACCCCGUCUCCGUCUGCACUACGGAAACUUACUCUCUCUCCGUCUGCACUACGAAAACUUUCCCCCUCUCUUUCUGCACUACGAAAACUUACCCCCUCUCCGUCUGCACUACGGAAACUUACUCCCUCUCCGUCUGUACUACGGAAACUUACCAUGAUAACGUUGCGCACGAUGUUCCUACAACACGACGUUACACCACCACGACGUCAAAGAGAGUUUUCUGAAACUUUUGACUGGUUAGUGUUUGUAAGUUUCCUUAGUGCAGACGGAGAGGGAGCAAGUUUCCUUAAUGCAGACGCAGAGGAAAUAAGUUUCCGUAGCACGGACGGAGAGAAAGUAAGCUCCCGUAGUACAGAUGGAGAGGGAGCAAGGUUCCGUAGUGCAGACGGAGAUGGAGUAAGUUUCCUUAGUACAUAUGGAAAGGGAGUAAGUUUCCGUAGUACGGACGGAGAGGGAGUAGGUUUUCGUAGUACAGACGGAGAGGGAGCAAGGUUCCGUAGUGCAGACGGAGAUGGAGUAAGUUUCCUUAGUACAUAUGGAAAGGGAGUAAGUUUCCGUAGUACGGACGGAGAGGGAGUAGGUUUCCGUAGUGCAGACGGAGAGGAAACACUUACUCCCUCUCCGUCUGUACUACGGAAACUUACUCCCUCUCCGUCCGUACUAAGGAAAGUUACCCCUUCUCCUUCUGCACUACGAAAACUUACUCCCUCUCCGUCUGCACUACGGAAACUUACUCCCUCUCCGUCUGUACUACGGAAACUUACCCCCUCUCCGUCUGCACUACGGAAACUAAAUCACUCUCCGUCCGUAUUACGGAAACCUACUCCCUCUCCAUAUGUUCUAAGGAUAUUUACUCCUCUACGGCCGUCUGCACUACGGAAACUUACUCCAUCUCCGUCUGCACUAAGGACACUUACUCCGACUCCGUCCGUACUAAUGAAACUUACUCCGUCUCCGUCCGUACUAAGGAAACUUACUCCCUCUCCGUCUGCACUACGGAAACUUACUCCCUCUCCGUCCGUACUACGGAUAUUUACUCCCUCUCUGUCCGUACUACGAAAACCACAGAAACUUACUCCAUAUUCGUCUGUUCUAAGGAAACUUACUCCCUCUCCGUCUGCACUAAGGAAACUUACUAAAUAUCCGUCCGUACUGAGGAAGCUUACUCCGUCUCCGUCCGUACUAAGGAAACUUACUCCAUCUCCUUCUGCACUACGGAAACUUACUCCCUCUCCGUCUGCACUACGGAAACUUACUCCGCUCACACCGAACAUCAAGCUAUAA